Ananas comosus (pineapple) is the source of this 2016-nucleotide messenger RNA. RefSeq names its product la-related protein 1B-like. The coding region runs from base 328 to 1830 and encodes 500 amino acids. The record is from RefSeq and is a predicted model, not a curated record. The transcript has 6 exons. Gene Ontology annotation, molecular function: RNA binding. Lineage: Eukaryota; Viridiplantae; Streptophyta; Magnoliopsida; Poales; Bromeliaceae.
AAGCUCCUCAAUUGGAAGAGAGAGAGAGAGAAAAAACGAAGAGAGAGAAACAAGAGAGAGAGAGAGAGAGAGAGAGAGAGAGAGAGAAAGCGCCCUCGCCGUGCUCUCCCUCCCGUUGGAUCAUCAGAUCCCCUCCGCCUCCGCAUCCGCAUUACUGGUGAUUUUGCACAAAGCCCCCUCGUAUUUACUUUUAUUACCGAUCCCUCCAUUUUAUAGGGGCCUCUCCGAUACACCACCUCCCCUACACCCUCCCUCCGCGGCACCGCCGCCGCCUCCCUCCGAUCGGGAGCCCUAGCCCUAACCCUAACCCUAGCACCCCUCGCCUCCAUGUCCGCCGCCCCCGCCUCCUCGCCGCCGCAGGACGCGGCGAUCCCCGCGCCGCACGCGUCCGAUCGCGCGGCUCCGGCUCCCGCGGCGGAGAGCGCCGGCGAUCCCGCUCGGAGGCCGACGUUCGACGGCGCGGAGGACGGGAUCGGCGGCGCCAGGGGGCGGCGAUCGGCGUGGAACAUUUCGUCGAACGGGUUGAGCGAGGUGGGCGCCGUGAUGGGAGCCGUCUCUUGGCCGGCGCUCUCUGAGUCCGCUAGGGCUUCUCCUAAGCUCUCCUCUUCCGAUUCCCUCAAAUCCCUCUCCGAUGGAUCGAUCUCCGCUCCCCCGGGGCCUGCAAUCACACCUCCUCCUCCUAAGCAGAACAUGAAUAAUCCAAACCCUAGUUCUACUCCCAGUCCUGCUAGUACUUCACGCCAGAAACAUAACCCUAAUCACUCAAAUCCGAUAGGGAGGGGUGGUGGUGGUGGUGGAGGUGGAGGUGGAGGUGGAGGUGGAGGUGGAGGUGGCAAUUUGGCCAAUGGGGGAUCCCCGCCCCCGCCACCACCGCCGCCCCAUCCGCAGCCCACUAUGGAAGAGGCAUCGCAGCAGACGGCGAGAAACUUUCGGAAUAGGAGCAAUAAUAGUUCGGAUCAUGGCCCUCGGGGGGGUGGUGGCUCCGCGAUUUACCCCCACGGAGGUGUUGAUAAUCACCAUUCCAGGGGCAAUCGGAGGGGCCAUAAUGGUGGUGGUGGAGGGUUUGGGAACCGGCGGAAUUAUAGUUACAGAGAUGCACAACCAAUGCCGCCGCCUCACCUGCAGCACGGCCCCCCGCCUCCUUUCCUGAGGCCGCCUCCACCUCCGCCACCUCCGCCACCCUUUAUGGGCUUUCCUCCACAAGUCCGGUCUUUUAUCAGCCCGAUGGGCUUUCCUGAAAUUCAUUCUCCUAUGUAUUAUAUCCCACCAUACCCGCCGUUUGAGUCGUAUAAAAACAUCGGUUAUGUUGCUCAUCAAGUGCCACCGGUCAUGGGCCCUACGGUGGUUGUUACCCCAGAAGAUCAUCAGCAUGCUUUAAUGAAGCAAAUAGAAUACUAUUUUAGUUCUGAGAAUUUGUGUAGAGACUUAUACUUGCGGCAAAAAAUGGAUGAUCACGGAUGGGUUCCCAUCUCUCUUAUUGCUAACUUCAAUCGAGUCAAGCAAUUAGCAACCAAUCUGUCAUACAUACUGGAUACCAUAAGAGGCUCAGAUAUUCUGGAAGUAGAGGGUGAGAAAAUAAGGAGGCGAAACGAUUGGAUGAAUUGGAUACUACCGCCAUCAUCAAAUCCUUAUGGUUCUACUUCGCGGUCUCAGUCUCCGACGCCAUCGAAUUAUGACCUUGCUGGACACUUGCAAAGUGUUGGUCUGGAAGAGGGGGCUCGGAACGCAAGCAGCUCAACAAACCAAGUUCAAGUUCUUACUGGUGUAUCUUCAAGAGGAUCGACACAUAGGACCAUAAGCAGUGGGCCGCAUGUUGGUGAGUCGAAUUGAGCGGAAAGUGGCGAUGCGACUGAGUCUAAAGAUCAGAUUGGAAAAUGGGGAUAAGCUUAAGAUAGAAGCUGUUAUUGCCCAGGCCGACUUCCGGAGGGAGGGAGGACUUUGUGGGAAAGUCUUUGCCUUUCUUAGAUUCAAAAAGUUAGUCCUCAAUAGAAGCCAAAAAAAAAAAAAAAAAAAAAA